This is a messenger RNA of Lentinula edodes (shiitake mushroom), 1278 nucleotides long. RefSeq names its product mitochondrial distribution and morphology protein 10. NCBI's taxonomy places the organism in Eukaryota, Fungi, Basidiomycota, Agaricomycetes, Agaricales, Omphalotaceae. Gene Ontology annotation, cellular component: SAM complex; ERMES complex. Bases 1 to 1278 code for a protein of 425 amino acids. The record is from RefSeq and is a predicted model, not a curated record. Gene Ontology annotation, biological process: protein insertion into mitochondrial outer membrane; phospholipid transport; establishment of mitochondrion localization. The transcript has 5 exons.
AUGCAUCCUUUCGCGUCUUAUGUUCUCCGAAAUUACUACAAAGCUACGGGAUGGAACGAAGACAACCUGUUCACCAAUUUGACACGCUCCUCCGAUGCCAUUCUUGAUUUUAAUGUCCCAAAAGGACUGCAUCUUUCGAUAUCCAAGUCUCCCAAUGCCUUGUUCAAGACAACGUACUCUAUGAACGCGAUGCCGUCGUUGAAUGGCUCUGUGGGAUACAUAUUUACCUCUUGCGAUCUCAACGUGAAAAAUUCCGGAGACGUCAGGUUCAAAGAUAUGGUUGAGCGGUUCAGAGUCUACGACCAGCCCCGGAGACCGGAAGGUAAAGGCGAAGAAUGGCUUGCAGGAGAGAGAGUGGAUACCCGAGGAACAGACUAUCUGAUGUAUGGACGUCUCUAUAUCCCUACCGGCCGACUCGAUGCUCUAUACUCUACAAGGCUUUCUGCAAAUUUACAAGGAAUUGUCGCCGCAAUAUCAGAUCCACCAUCUCCGCUCUCUGCUCAAGCCAACGUCAGUAAUUUGAUGCUAUCCCUACAACACGAUGUAGGCAAAUGGUGUACAGAAUACACGUAUAGCGCAGAAGACUCUAUGUGGGGUAUCAAGGCUUUGCAUAAUUUUGGCAGAAUCGCUGGGUCGGGAAACGCUGCAGAUUCGUCACAAACACCAACCCGCGUUGGUUUGAAACGUAUCGACGAAGAAGACGCUGUCGAAGGUGGACUCAGAGGCCGGUUGUCCGCAGGUGCAGAAAUUUAUCUUAGUGCAAAAGAGAAAAGCGCUGGAGUCUCAACUGGCAUCAGGUUCUCAACAAUUCCAGAGGCUAAAACCCCUUCUACUGGAGGUUCUACAUCAAUUAUAAUCCCCCCUCAACCACCAACUACGAUAACGGCUUUGUUUAACCCUAUGCUUGGGCACCUCUCAGGUGCAUAUUCUGCGCGUGUUUCCCAAGACCUUGCGCUCUCAUCGCGCUUCGACUUCAAUGUUUAUUCAUAUGAAAGUGAAUGGACAAUGGGAGCUGAAUAUUGGUUAAGGAGGGACAACGAUCCAGACAGUGAACUCUCGUCUCCCGCAGUAGAAUCUUCCAAAAAGCGGAUACACGGGGUGGUGAAAGCCCGGGCUUCUACGAACAAUGAUGUCGCAAUUCUUUGGGAAGGCCGAAUGCGAAAUAUGCUCAUUAGUCUCGGGGUCAUUGCCGAUUUUUCAAGCCAGAGUCGAGUGAAGCCAAUUCGUGCCAUGGGUAUGGAGUUAGCAUACUUUAGCUCAGAUGAUUCAGUAUCAUAG